Molecule: messenger RNA, 3239 nt
Organism: Biomphalaria glabrata
Lineage: Eukaryota; Metazoa; Mollusca; Gastropoda; Planorbidae
Exons: 2
Coding region: 160-1941 (593 amino acids)
Source: RefSeq, a predicted model, not a curated record
UUUGGUUAUGCGCAAACUGAAAAGAAAAGGCUAGUGCACUGCGUAACACUUGUUUUGGUUCAAUGGUGCAAAGUAACUUAAUGCCGAUGUCUUCUUCCCUUAUCAUUGUCAAGUCUACGAGUAGAUCUACAAGCUGGUUGUAGAUACAAUACAUUUUCAAUGAUUGUCAACAAGAAAAGAAAUAUUAGCAGUGAAACUGCAUAUAAAAACUUUAAGUGUCAUCAAUCUGACCAUAUUUUUAAAAUAGAAGGCCAAACAUUUAAUUUUGAUGUAGAACUCACCGACCUCAUCCUCCAUUUCUUGAGAACCAAGUGUAAAAUAAUGGAGAGCCGGCCCGAAACUGCCCAGUUGACCAACAUCUCUGCUAAGACUUUAAAUGAAUUCCUAGAGAAAAUAAUCAUUCCAAAUUUCGAUGUUCAACUUUUUGGGGCCAGACUUAUGGUUCAGCUCUGGGAUGCUGCCAAAGUCCUGCAGAUUCCUAUCCUUGUUGAAACCUGCGAGACUUUGGUCGGUCAGAUGGUUGAUUUCGAUACUUUUGAUGCAAUAUAUAAGAGAGCCAGACGGUACCGUUCAUAUGGCGUCCUCUGCAACGUCCGCAGGUAUUUGCUUGGCAUGUUUGAGGGUUACGAUAGAAGUGUUUUAAUUUCUACUUUAACUUACGAAGACAUGUUUUUUGUUGUCAAGAACGAUAACCUUUUUGUGAAAGAUGAGGAACUUGUUUUACAGUUCAUUUUCGAAUGGGCAGAACAUUUCGAAAUGCAAGCCCGAAGCGAGGAAUCAGGACCAUGUGACAUUGAGGACCUUUCUCUGGGAAACGAGGAAGCAGGGCCUAGUAGUCUGGAGGAACUUUCUCUGGGAAGCGAAGGGGUACACACUCAACUUUUCAACAAGAAAAAUAAACUUUCUAAACCCAAAUUAACCAAGUUCGCUAGUCUAUUGAGAGUCUCUAGAUAUGGUUUGGCCAGCUUGGAAUAUCUUCAAGAACUCUCCAAACAUCAUUUGUGCGAGAGAGACAAAGAAGCGAAACUCGUUAUAACUGAGGCCAUCAACUACAAGCUAGAGAGAGAUACUCACGGAUACUGGCCUCCUUUUGCUAUUCAAAGAGUUUGUCAGAAUCGGGAUUUCAAACACAUAGGUGUGAUCGCUGAAGGUAAUAAAGUCAGACUACUGAAACUUGAAAAACACUCCUGGCAGAAACUUCGCAGAUGUCCACUCCAUGCAAUAAUAACCAAUUUAAUUAUUUUUGAUGAUAAGCUGUACGUUAUAAACAGAACUGACCACGAAAGUCUGAUCUUUGUUUAUAAAAGAAAGAAGUGGAAGUUUGUUAUAGAUCUUCCCAAUAAGAACUUCGUUGUUGUCGCUAAAGGAAAUUGUAUCUACGCCAUAGACGGCACAAGCAGAAGCGUCAAAUGUGUGUCGCCGAGAGAGACUCCAGUUCUUCACAGCGAGAUCAAGUUCCCUGACAUGAUGAGAAAUCCAGAGAGUGCUUUAGACUUUGACAAAAGUAUCUUGAUUUUCUGUUCGACUGACUCUGUUGAAAGGUCGACAGUGAUUUCUUUAGAAGUGCCUGAACAUAAAUGGACUGACUGUGGAUACCUAGAUGGUUCAGCUACAAAUUUGGUUGGCUUCAGGAAGGAAAGAAACUAUUUUAUCUUACAAAGAGACGGAUCAUUAAGUCAGGUGUUGAGGAAUGAAGAAGAUAACAAAAUAAGUAUUACAUUCAUUAGACGUCUGUGGUCUAUACAAAAUUCACUUCGGGGCGCCUUCAUCUACAGAGACCAUCUUAUCUUAUUUGGAAAUGCUCCGAUGGAGAGUUCAUGUCUUCACGGAGUUUUGGGCCUGUUUUGGAAAAUCGAGUACUGGUACCAAACUGAAGAGACCAGCAACUUUGUUCACAUGUUUAUGCACAGGGACGACGUGUCUUGGGACAUAUGGGCAUAAGUUCUUAUGAUGAUUGAUAUGUCUUAAUAUAUUGGUCUCCUGCCCUUAAAUGUAUCCUUUGUGUGUGUCUUAGUAAAAGAGGGUGUGUGAAUGAGUUUUGGGUAUGAGUUAGCCAGCCUACUUUUGUGUUAUCACACAUUUUUUUUUCAACUUUUCCCCAGCCUUUUUUUUUCAUGAAGAAUCUUUUGUCUCUUUAAUAAUCUGUCUUGAUUAUAAGUUUUAAAAGCUACAUCUAUAUCCCAUGCCCUAAACUGUAGCUGGUUUCUUUUUAAUCAUCGCUUUCUAUUAAUUAAUAAUUUAUAUUCGGAUCCUUUUCUUUUUGCAGACAUGUGGCUGGGAGGGGAGGUUGAACUUGUAUAAAGAAAGUGGAUGGGGGGGGGGAGGUUAACUGUAGAAGACUCAAUGAUUUUUCAGGUCCAAUUUCUUUUGCAGACAUCUAGAGGGAGGGGUAACUGGUAGAAGAGACUCAAUGUUUUUCAGGUCCAAUUUUUUUUGCAGAUAUAUAGAGGGAGGGGUAACUGUAGAAGAGACUCAAUGAUUUUUCAGGUCCAAUUUCUUUUGCAGACAUAUAGAGGGAGGAGUAACUGGUAGAAGAGACUCAAUGGUUUUUCAGGUCCAAUUUUUUUUGCAGACAUAUAGAGGGAGGGGUAACUGGUAGAAGGCUUUUGUGAUUCCAUCUUUUGAUCAGCUAACACAUCUUUUGUUCAGCUAACACAUCUUUUGAUCAGCUAACACAUCUUUUGUUCAACUAACACAUCUUUUGUUCAGCUAACACAUCUUUUGAUCAGCUAACACAUCUUUUGUUCAGCUAACACAUCUUUUGAUCAGCUAACACAUCUUUUGUUCAGCUAACACAUCUUUUGUUCAGCUAACACAUUUUUUGAUCAGCUAACACAUCUUUUGAUCAGCUAAGACAUCUUUUGAUCAGCUAACACAUCUUUUGAUCAGCUAACACAUCUUUUGAUCAGCUAACAAGCCAGAGUUAAGCUGACAAGGGCACCAAGACAAGAGACCUUUUUCUCUUUCCAACCUGAAUAGGGCCACCGUUGAUGGGAGAAAUGGAAUAGAGGCUCAGUAUGUUUUCACUCCAAAUGUUUCUUUAUCUGUGUACAGAAGGUCCUGGCUAACAAAGUGGUCUCUCCAAAACAAUUAUAUGGAAUGAAACUUUAACGUAACAACGAAAUAAGUGACUUAUUUGUUCUACUCAUUGUUAUAUUCAGUGUUCCAUUUAGCAGACUAGUCGGUCUUGUAUCUCUUCAAACAUCAAACAAUACAGAAUACACUAUCAGCAGGUCUUG